Molecule: messenger RNA, 1086 nt
Organism: Microtus oregoni (creeping vole)
Lineage: Eukaryota; Metazoa; Chordata; Mammalia; Rodentia; Cricetidae
Product: zinc finger protein 14-like
Exons: 3
Coding region: 1-1086 (361 amino acids)
Biological process (GO): regulation of transcription by RNA polymerase II
Molecular function (GO): RNA polymerase II cis-regulatory region sequence-specific DNA binding; DNA-binding transcription factor activity
Source: RefSeq, a predicted model, not a curated record
AUGAAGAAAGCCUUCAUUGACUACAGUAAAUACUCCAAAACUUUAGGAUCUCACAGACUGCUAACAACGAGGCCCACAGUGGUCAUUCUAUUCUCUACUGAUGAUGCAGAGAUACUAAAUGAAUUGGACCUCAGUAUGCCUGCUAUUGCUUCCAUGGUCGCAAGAAAUCAGAAAAUUGAGAAAGACCAUGAAAGUGAAUGUCAUAAUGAGUGUGAUAAAAACCAGCAAGCUAGUCCAGGGAGUAUGAUCAAUAACAUCUUGCCUUCCAGAGUACUUGAAACUUCUCCUGAAGAGAAACCCAGGAAAAAACAAUAUAAAGAAGCCUGUAGGAGUCUGUGUUUAGAUCAGUCUCAGGAGAGACCUUAUACUGGAGAUAAACUUAAUGAGGAUGCCUUCAUGAGAUACACACAGGGACAGAAUGAUGAACAAAACCAUAAAGAAGUGGAACAAUUUGUAUGUUGUCUCUGCGAAGAAUCCUUCGUUAAUUCCAGAGAGUUUACCAACCAUGACAAAAGUCAUAUUGAAGAGGAAAGGUACAUUUGUAGGCAAUGUGGCCAAACAUUUAAAUAUAAAACAUGUUUUGAGAAACAAAAAAUAACUCUCAAAGGAGAGAAGUCAUACACUUCUAUACAUUAUGGAAAAGACUUCACCCAAUUUGAUCAUCAUCACAGUCAGGAAAGCUGUUACAUUGGACAAAAGCCUUAUGCCUACAAGCAUUGUGGAAAAAACUUCACCAGUUCUUCUUAUCGAAACAUUCAUGAAAGAUUUCACACGGGAGAGAAACCUUAUGCAUGUAAACAUUGUGGAAAAGCAUACAGCAUUUCCAGUGCUUGUCAUUUUCAUGAAAGAAUGCACAUGGCAGAGAGAAAUCAUACAUGCAAGCAAUGUGGAAAAUCCUUUUUCUGUCUCAAGCAUCUGAAAAGGCAUGAAAUAAUUCACACUGGAAAAACGCCUUUUGCAUGUAAGCAUUGUAGAAAAGCCUUCAACCACCCCAGUAGUCGUAGCAGACAUGAGAGGAACCACACUGCAGAGAAACCUUAUGCAUGUAAGCAUUGUGGGAAAAAGUUCACCCGUUCUUUAUAUUGA